UGUAGAGCGUUUCUGCAAGGUGGAGGUGACAGUAUAACGAAGCUGAAUCUAUAUCUGUUAAACCCUAACAUAGAUUAAUUCGCCUUCAAUAUGUUCAGGAGAUUAACAUUUACGUUGAUCCUGAGUUCCAUUGCGAUUCUGUGCAGUGGAUUCUCGCCGGAGAGUCCCACCAGCCGGCGAGUUCUGGUUUUGCUCGACGAUUUCUCUAUCAAAUCGUCUCACUCUCUCUACUUCAAGGCGCUAGAAAAUCGAGGAUUCAACCUCGAAUUCAGACUCGCCGAUGAUCCAAAGAUCGCUCUGCAGAGACACGGCCAGUAUUUAUAUGACGCUCUGAUUCUCUUCUCCCCUUCCAUUGAUCGAUUUGGAGGGUCUGUUGAUGCAGCAUCAAUACUGGAUUUUGUUGAUUCUGGUCACGAUUUGAUACUGGCUGCUGAUGCUUCUGCCUCUGAUCUUAUUCGUGAAAUCGUUACGGAAUGUGGAGUUGAUUUUGAUGAGGACCCUGCCGCUUUGGUUAUUGAUCACAUGAGCUAUGCAGUUUCUGAUACAGAAGGGGACCAUACAUUAAUUGUGGCAACUGAUUUCAUUCAAUCUGAGGUGAUCCUAGGAAGCAAGGCAAUUGAGGCACCAAUACUUUUUCAGGGGAUUGGUCAUUCUGUAAAUCCUGCAAAUAACUUGGUUUUAAAGGUUCUAUCAGCAUCAUCAGCAGCAUAUUCAGCCAACCCAAAGUCCAAGUUGUCAAACCCACCUGCACUCACUGGUUCUGCAAUCUCUCUUGUUUCAGUUAUCCAGGCUAGAAAUAAUGCUCGAGUUCUAAUAGCUGGCUCUUUAAGCAUGUUUAGCAACCGAUUCUUUAGAUCUGGGGUGCAGAAAGCUGGAAGCCCAACUAAGCAUGAUAAAUCUGGGAAUGAACAGUUUCUGACUGAAAUUAGCAAAUGGGUCUUCCAUGAAAGAGGUCAUCUCAAGGCUAUGAAUGUUACACAUCAUAAAGUUGGGGAGGUGGAUGAACCUUCCAUAUACAGGAUCACUGAUGACCUGGAAUACUCUGUUGAGAUUUAUGAGUGGUCUGGAACAAGCUGGGUACCAUACGUAGCAGAUGAUGUCCAAUUACAGUUUUACAUGAUGAGUCCCUAUGUUUUGAAAACUUUGUCAACUAAUCAACAGGGCGUCUAUCAUACUUCUUUCAAAGUCCCAGAUGUUUAUGGAGUAUUCCAGUUUAAGGUUGAAUAUCAAAGAUUAGGAUACACAAGCUUGAGCCUAUCAAAGCAGAUUCCAGUCAGACCCUUCAAACACAAUGAGUACGAGCGAUUCAUAACAGCUGCUUUUCCCUAUUAUGGAGCAUCCUUUUCCAUGAUGGUAGGUUUCUUUAUUUUUUCUCUGGCAUUCCUUUAUAACAAAUAGCCUCCAGACCCGCCCGAGGGAAUACUCCAUUCAGGAAUGAAGAGAUGAUUUUGCUUGCUGCUGAGGUAUAAUCACCAGGAUUUAUAACAGAGAGUAAGAAUGUGUGGAGAGAAAAAUAAUGUAGUUUAGUUUGAUGUGAAAAGGGUAGGAGUGAAGCUUAUUUUUCUAGGUACUGUGAUCUUACAAAUUGAGGCGUCUAGACAGCUUUGGGCUAAUUAAUACAAUUAUCAGUUCGGAUC
Ipomoea triloba (trilobed morning glory) is the source of this 1637-nucleotide messenger RNA. RefSeq names its product dolichyl-diphosphooligosaccharide--protein glycosyltransferase 48 kDa subunit-like. NCBI's taxonomy places the organism in Eukaryota, Viridiplantae, Streptophyta, Magnoliopsida, Solanales, Convolvulaceae. The record is from RefSeq and is a predicted model, not a curated record. Bases 91 to 1398 code for a protein of 435 amino acids. Gene Ontology annotation, cellular component: oligosaccharyltransferase complex; endoplasmic reticulum membrane. The transcript has 13 exons.